Molecule: messenger RNA, 4784 nt
Organism: Mizuhopecten yessoensis (Yesso scallop)
Lineage: Eukaryota; Metazoa; Mollusca; Bivalvia; Pectinida; Pectinidae
Product: semaphorin-1A-like
Exons: 17
Coding region: 520-2796 (758 amino acids)
Biological process (GO): negative chemotaxis; axon guidance; semaphorin-plexin signaling pathway
Molecular function (GO): chemorepellent activity; semaphorin receptor binding
Source: RefSeq, a predicted model, not a curated record
CAGGUUUACUACAGCACAAGCAGAGUAAUGAAAACAACAGCACAUGCUGUUUAGUAAAGCUAGCGUUGUGGAAAUAGUAGUAUCCUACCUGGUUAUUGUGGAUAUUGUAUACACUAGUGAUUGUACCUGUGCUAGAUUGUUACUUGUGUGUGUGAGCCUGGAUUUAUAGUGAACAUACCCUCACUAUGUACAGCGAGCACAUGUGAUUCCAUCUCACCAUUAGGAUACAUAUACCUGUAAACUUACACAGGAGCUCUAGGAUUCUUACCUGAGUAACUUGUGUGUUGUCUAUCUUAAAGACCCAGGUGAACAUUUGGCAAGACUCCAAAUGAUGUGUAGGGACAAAAUCAGGUCAUAAGAUUUAAUGAAGUAAUAAUAACAACACUUUCCGGAGGAUUAAUUAACAGACAAACGUGUAAGCAGGUGAAUUUAAGGUCUGUUGAAGUGAAUCUGAUAGUUACCUGUAUCUAUUCUUACCUAGGAUACACUAAUUACCUGGAUUGAUAGCACACCUGCACCAUGGACUUACUACCGGUUCUGUUACUGCUGAUGGUACACAUCACUAUGGCUCAGGAUUGGCACAGAGAUUUUGAAGCAUUGAAGAUAUGGCAAAUCAAAGAUGUGCAAGGCAGACAAUCUUACUCCGGUGUCAGUACCCACUCAGACUUCUUCAAACUUCUGUAUACUGAUAGAGAGUCAAUGUCAAUGCUAGUUGGAGCAAGGAAUACGUUGCACAAUAUCAGCAUGGUCAAUUUAGAGGAGAGUUUAGAGAGAAUUGAAUGGCUGCCUAGAUCAUUUGACAUGAACGUCUGCAAAAUGAAACAAAAAUCAGAGGAGGAAUGCCAAAAUUUUAUCCAAGUCCUCGGAAAAAAGGAGUCAGGAGAUUUGUUGGUGUGUGGAACAAACGCUUAUAAACCGAAGUGCCGAAGCUACACGAAAAGCACUGAUUCCGUUGGGUAUACCCAGACAGAAGAAAUGAGUGGUGUCGGUAAAUGCCCAUACAACCCAAACCAUAACAGUUCAUUUGUUUACGCUGAUGAAAGAUUGUUUGGGGCGACCGUGACUGACAUAGCAGAACAAAACCCUCUCAUUCUGAACGGACAGAGGAUUAGGACCCGAUCACACGACUCAAGAUGGCUCAACGACCCAAACUUUGUUGCUUCAUUUGAUAUUGAAGACAAGAUUUAUUUCUUCUUCCGGGAGACGGCAGUUGAAAACAUCAAUUGUGGCAAGGCUGUAUUUUCACGGGUUGCACGAGUGUGUAAGAACGACAAGGGAGGUAACAUAGUCCUGGAGAACACAUGGACAUCAUUCUUCAAAGCACGCCUCAAUUGUUCAAUCCCGGGAGAAUUCCCUUUCUACUUCAAUGAAAUUCAGUCAACCUCAGACUUUUUCCAAGGCAACUACAGAUCUACAGAUUUAAGUAAGGACAGGCAGCAGAUGUUCUAUGCUAUCUUUACCACCCCCGAAAACAGUAUUCGUGGAUCAGCUGUGUGCGCCUUCAGAUACGACGACAUUGUCGAUGUUUUCAAGGGGAAAUUCAAAGGUCAAGAAAAUUUUGGACAUGAAUGGCUGCCUGUUCCCGAUGAAAACACUCCCAAGCCCCAUCCAGAAUCCUGCUCAGAAGACAGCGAAAACAUUGGCGAAGAUACCAUGAACUUUGUCAAGUCUCACACGAUGAUGGACGGUGCUGUUCCAUCAUUUGGAGGUGCCCCCCUGUUAAUGAAACUCAGUCUAAAGUCUAGAUUCACUAAAAUCGCCAUCGAUUGGCAGGUCCAUGCUGCUGAUAACCGAUACUACGACAUCAUGUUUGUCGGCACAGACGAUGGCAGAGUGUUGAAGGCUAUAAACAAAGGACAAGGUAAAGAUAUUGAAUCUGUGAUUCUGGAGGAUAUUCAGGUGUUCGAGGAUAAGCAACCUGUUACCGACAUGAAGAUCUUCCACGAUAAACAACAUGGAUUAGACAAGCUUAUCGUCAUGUCGAGAGAAAAUAUUAUGUCCAUCCCUCUUCAUCGCUGUGAGCGUGCUCUAACCUGCAGUGAGUGUGUGGGCCUGCAGGAUCCGUACUGUUCAUUUGUUGACACCACCUGUGCUGCCUCUGACAGAGGAUUACAGAGUAUUGUUGAUGGCAAGUUACCAGCGUGCGGCACCCCCUUAGAAACAACAACAAAGACAGUGACACCUGUACCUACACCUGCUGUUGCCAUGCCAACAGCCAGCCCACAAUGCAACUGUUCCUGUGGAGCCUCUAGCAACAGCAUCCCCAACGCUCAAUCUCAUAGCAAUCUUGGAGUAACGGACAAUACAGUCACAAAAAUGCCUCAAGAUGGCAUGGCAGUGAAACCUGAUGAGAAAGUGUUUGCAUCCAACCAGAUGGAGGAAAGCUCUGUUGUUGUUGGGGAGAAACUGGAGGAAGCAGAACCGUCAUCUUUAAGUGUUGCUGAAACAGCGAUCGCCAUUGUGGUUGCUAUAGUGAUAUCCUCCAUAUUAAGUUUUGUGGCGGGCUACAAAGUGCGGUCCUGCACUCAUACCAGUGACGACAAUGACGAUGCAUUCCUCACAGAAAAACAAGACAUUUACGGUUCUUUACAUAAAAAUCACCAACGGACAUUGUCACAGGACUCGAAUAAAGAACCCAGAUAUGUUAAUCAUUCCGAUAUAAAUAAUUCAAAUAAACAAUUAAAUUUAGUCGUGAAUUUACCGAAAGGAUCAAAUUUACCGAAUGGCAAUGCGCCAGCUAAACCAUUUUCGAACGCGAAUGUUCCGGUUUCUACAGACAAUAAGACCUAUGUGUAGUGUGCGCAAUCUUCAGUGACUGUUGUGUUCUGUAAAAACGCACAAGUUAAGUGCUGUGAUAGACUCUAGGUUGACAAAGGUGCAAGGCCAGUGUUACCAUAGAUACCAUGGUUUGGGCUCUUCGAGCUAGCAUGUCCGGAGUGCAGCCUAUAAGUUGUCCGGAUUGCAGCUUGCAAGUUUGUCGGUUUCGCAGAGGGUGACAUAUUUUUCAUCUGUGAUGUUUAAAUGUGGAAAAACAAUAAAUCCAUUCUUACAUUCCAAGAUGAGGUCAGAUGGAGGUACUCUCAGAAGCAGGUAUUCUGGAGAAGGCCAUAGGUCGCUGUGUGACCUUGACCUUAUAGUGUGCAUCGUCAUUCCAAUAUGAAGGAUGUUCUUUGACCCUCUUCAGCGUGACCUUGUAACAAACUGCCGUAGACCGUGGGGAUAUAAGUGCUUAGAAACUAAAGACACAUUGCACAAGAUUUUUGUACAUAUUUGGUAUUGUAGAUAUGUAUAUACGUGUGUGCUUCAUGGAUGGACCUUCAUUUACUGAAGAUGGCAACCCAUCGAUUGCAAUCAAACAGCUCGUAGAGUCUUGCUUCUUCAUAGGAUCCAGAAAUAACUUCUGUUUGAGGCCAAGGCAUAUUCAUCAAAGAAAACCCACGUAAGCAAGAGUUUUCAUCUUACAGGACUGAUUCAGAAAUUGCUCUUCAGAGACAAUGAAUCAUUGGCAAUGAGAUUACUCCAGCAGACUCCGCGGUGAUUAAAACUCAGCCUCUCAAUCGUUACACCAUUGAUUCAGAACAAAUCUGCUUCAAUUUGAUCAAACAUUCUUGUUUUCUAAAAAAUGAAAACAACAGCAUGAUGGCAGCUAUGUUAAAGUUAAUAUUAAUCGCAUGCCUCCUCCUGGGAAAGCUCUCCCACUCAUAGUGGUGGAGGUCAAGGUCAACAACCGAGACAGAGACGACAGUGGAGGUCAAGGUCAACAUGAAGCCCAAGGAUUUACCAACAAUCAUUGGACAAGGACAUUUCCACUGAAAGAAAUGUUAAUUAGGUGUGUGGGUCAGUAGGUGUGAAGACAAUGGAAACUUUUAUGAAAUGGUAACAGUGUGUUUAUUGAUUAAACCGGACUCCCAAACUGAUCAGUUCAGCAUUAAGGAGGGAGGUGCAGUGACCAUAUCGGGGCCAUCAUAUAGACAAUUUCCAAACAUCAACAAAUCACACAGACUUCCUGUGAAGAACUGGUACAUGUGUUCCUACAUAGACAACUGAUCGUACUAUAUAUAUAUCAUAGGCUGUGUUUGUACCACUAUUCUAUGCAUUUGCUCUGUGCAGUCACUGACCAUCCUAUAGUGUUUUAAGUACUUAAUUUUUUAACAUAGCAUAAUUUCGAAUUUUAUUCAAAUUUUCUUUACAUGUAAAGAAGAAGAGUAGCCAGGUGUUGUGUAGGAUGUCAGUGGCUGUGGGGUGCUUAGUUGUUAUUUAUAUGAUCUCAGUGUACUUUGUGUGUAUGUUUUUAAGUCCAAAGUCGAAAUCUAGGCCAGUGCUUCCUCAUUUACAACACCAGAUUAUUUCAGUCAAAGAUGAAACGUUGAAACAGUAAAACAGAUAACUCAUUGAAAGGCUCACAUUUUGAUUGGUUGAUUUUAAAAGUCUAGUUUGUUCUUCUUUGCUGUGCUUUUCAGACGUUGACCAAAGAUGACAAAAAGAAAACUGAUUUUUAAAAUUGCAAUAUUUCAAGUUUUACUAAAAAAAAUCUUUUUCAAAUUUUAAAAAUACAGUUUUCUUUGAUUAGAUAAGAUUUUGUUAAUCAAUGAUAAAGAACAACUAGACAACAACCAGUGCUGUCUGCACAUGAGAAAGUUUGGUGUGAGUUGAAUUUCCAAGAUGAUUGUGCAGACAAUGAGACAUGUGCUGUAAUAGGUUAUAGAGUCUUAUCAACACUUUUAGAAGAAUUUUCCAUAGAAAAAAAAAAAAAAAGGAAGGAGUUUUGGGGAAAAAAUGUAAAG